Salvia miltiorrhiza (redroot sage) is the source of this 1490-nucleotide messenger RNA. Its product is annotated as deSI-like protein At4g17486. Gene Ontology annotation, biological process: protein deubiquitination. NCBI's taxonomy places the organism in Eukaryota, Viridiplantae, Streptophyta, Magnoliopsida, Lamiales, Lamiaceae. Gene Ontology annotation, molecular function: deubiquitinase activity. Bases 605 to 1291 code for a protein of 228 amino acids. The record is from RefSeq and is a predicted model, not a curated record. The transcript is spliced from 6 exons.
AUUAUUAUAUCCAACAAAAAUUACCUAUAUUUGUAAUUAUUUUAUUCCACUAAAAGCAAUAUAAGAAUUAUGUUAAAAUGAUUUGGGUGUGGUAGAGUUGUAGGUUGCUAAUAAAAUUUCCCAUUACAAAUGGUGAUGAAUGUUUAUUUUACAGGCGCAAGUUAUCUUCAUGCACCUCUCAAUACACGUCUCUGCGUUUCAAUUCCCUCUCUACUCACCUCGCCGAUUUCCGUCGUUGCCUUCCGGCAGAGAACAGCUGCUGCGGCCGUUUUCCUCUCCCCGGAGUUCUUCUUAGCCUCUGCCGCCGUCCAUCGUCCAAUGCCGCAUUUUGGAGACGAUUUUGUCGACGGUUCGGACGAUUACAUAUUACAACGAAAAGAAUUUCCUAGGUUUCAGAGAGUUCCUCACUGCAAUGCUGCUGGGCUGAAACUGAAACUCAAUCUCCAGUAACUCUGGGAAAAAUUGAUACUGUUCUUUUUUCCUCAUUUUUGGGAGGCUUUUCAGGUUAUUUUGUGCUGGAUCAGCUGAAGAUUUAGGAAAUGCAUGUAAAAAUAUAAUUCUUUUCGGUGCACUGACCGGUGAUGAGGCACGGUUGCUAGGAACAAUGCAAUUGUUUCCAUUUUCAUCCUGCUUACAUAGAUCACAUGCCGAACAGACUGAUGUAGAGAAAAAUCAAGCGAUGCUGUUCCUAAAUGUAUAUGACCUCACUCCUGCUAACAACUAUCUUUAUUGGUUUGGACUUGGAUUCUACCACUCGGGUAUAGAAGUACACGGCUUGGAGUAUGCCUUUGGAGCUGAUGUGGAACCAACAACUGGAGUAUUUGAGGUUGAACCAAGAAAUUGCCCUGGUUAUGUCUUUAGGCGCUCAAUUCUUCUGGGCAGUACUGAUAUGUCUCGUUCAGAAAUUUGCUCCUUCAUGGAUCUUAUAUCUGACCAAUAUCAAGGGAAUACAUACAAUUUAAUAUAUAAGAAUUGCAAUCAUUUCACUGAUGAAGUUUGCCACUGUCUAACUGGAAAACGUAUCCCCGGCUGGGUGAACAGAUUGGCUCGAAUAGGUAGUUUUAUUGAGUCUGUGCUGCCUGAAAGCGCCCAGACCACACCAUUGAGACAUUUUCCUGAAAGCCAUUUUCCUGAAAGCCAAAUGUACUCAGAUGGGAGCGAUUCUGAUGCAUCAUCUGCAACAGAAGAGAGUGAGAUGGAGGAUGUUGAUCGCCAUGUGCUUAUCUCAUCGCAUGGUAACGUGGGACUUUCAGAUAGACCACCGAUGAGGCUAGCAAAAGAUCGUCUUUAAUUGUAUGUAUGUUGUUUUAUCUUUGUACAAGUAACUGAUGUAAGUUGUAGACAUAUAAACAUCUCAAAGUUUUUGAUGGUUUACUUGUUCAUGGCAUCUCAUUUUGAGGUCAUACUCCCAACCUAUUAGGUUUUUUAAAUAAUGUACAACUAAUUGGUGUUCAAAAUUUUAUUUAUUUUUUGGGCUAAUUGUUUGUAAA